Messenger RNA from Orbicella faveolata, 1067 nucleotides. RefSeq names its product QRFP-like peptide receptor. Lineage: Eukaryota; Metazoa; Cnidaria; Anthozoa; Scleractinia; Merulinidae. Gene Ontology annotation, molecular function: G protein-coupled receptor activity. Gene Ontology annotation, cellular component: plasma membrane. The record is from RefSeq and is a predicted model, not a curated record. Gene Ontology annotation, biological process: G protein-coupled receptor signaling pathway.
UGGGGAAUAAUCCAGUUUUGUUGUAAAAGCAAUACCCGCAAUGUCGGCAAAGUUUAACACAACAAUGAAUGGGACUCAGGCAUCAGACUGCUCCAGUCCGGGCAACAUCACGACAGAAAAAAACGGAAAAACGUUUGCUUACUGCUUGAUUAUUGUCGUUUCACUAACCGGGAAUUCCUUGAUCGGAAUUAUUAUCUACAAGAAGAAAACCAUGCGAAGGAAAAUCAACUACUUCAUCCUAAACAUGGCCUUGUCCGAUAUUCUGCUUUCAAUCUUUGUUCUCCCGAUGGACUUCGUCGAGUUGUCACUCGUUAUUAGCGACGGUCUGCUCGGCCAAACCCUGUGUAAGGUGGUUCCCUUUUUAAAAUAUCUAUCUUGUGUGGUGUCUGUUGAGAGCCUGCUUCUGAUAGCAGUGGAUCGAUUUGGAGCUGUGGUAUUCCCGCUUCGUCGUCCGUUCAUCAGUUGUAAGAUCUGCCCCUUCCUAAUUCUCGCCACUUGGAUUUUUGGAGUAAUUGUUCUCUGUCCAUACCUAAUCGCCUUCAAACUCGUUGAACACGAAGGGAAAUGGACAUGUGUCCUACGAUUCACCGAAAACUUUCUUAAAGAAAAACAUCUUCAAGCUUUCUCGUUGCUUUUCCUUGCUCUCUCUUUCGCCCUGAUGACUAUACUCUACGGUAUAAUCUUAUUCAAGCUCAAGUUGGAGAAGAUUCCAGGUGAGCAAUCGGCCAUCGCUAAGCAGCAACGCUUGAAAAGGCACAACAAAGUUCUGAAGAUGGUGAUAGCUAUUGUUUCAGGGUUCUUUUUAUGCUGGGGUCCAGUGACUGUUUUAACCUUUCUGACUGUCUUUUCAUGGGACAACACCACUAGAUUGUCGUGUGGCGUCUUACAAUACAGCUUUAUAGCCAAAGUUAUGGCUCACGCUAACUCUGCUCUUAACCCCUGUAUCUGUUUCACCUUCGGUGGAAAUUUUCGUGACGGCCUGAAAAGCUUCAUUGGCUGCCAUAGAACAUUGCAGGAUUAAACUCUACGUUGACAAAACACGCAAUAUGAUUCUAAUCAUUUUGUAC